GGUGAUGAUGCGGCCCCCAGAAACCUAUGGACCUCCUUUCUCAAGACACCUGAAGCCCGCAAGCGCUCGGCAUUGUGCUCUCUUACUCGUCGAGUAGUCAUCCAGAUUGCCUCCAAUGUUCGGGAUGAUGCAGGGAAGAUCCGCAACCCGAAUGCGGCCGCCUCGGAGUCCUUCGACGUUGACUGGGGCACUGGGACGAUUUGGAAUGGAACUCACAAGAUCGCCAGCGCUACCCAUAGAAAAGAUGCCAAUCGCCAGGAUGACUUCAUGCAGCUUCGCCUAGGAUGGGUUGACAUCAGGGCGGUUGCGGCGCUCACCGGUGCAACUUGGGCCGACGUCACCUCGGCCUUUCAACAAGAGCCAUGA
This is a messenger RNA of Symbiodinium sp. CCMP2456, 366 nucleotides long. Lineage: Eukaryota; Dinophyceae; Suessiales; Symbiodiniaceae. The record is from the annotation of a GenBank genome assembly.